AUUUGGUACGCAGGUAAACAAAACCGGAUGAUUGUUUCUAUCUUCCAAAAAGACUUUAUAAGGGCUGUAAUAUCGUCUCAUUCCUCAAUUCAGGUGUUCGGAAUCAGAAUCAAGUUUGUCGCCAAGUCGGUUCUCGCGUACAAGGCGUGUGCUUGAGCAGUUGAGAAGAAAAGGGAGAGACUCUAAAAUCUACAAGUUUGAAAAACGUAGAUUUAAUGAAGUCGGUGUUGUCGUCUGCAACGCAUUGCCAUGUCGAGGAAGCAGCUGGGAAAGCCUGCACGCGGGAACAGGAAGUGUGAGGUGGAGAGAAAGAGGGAUGAACGUGCAGCCCGUAGGGCUCUGGCCAAAUACCGGAAACAAAUACCUCCAGAGGAGGAUGAAGGAGAGGAAUUUGUCAGUUUCUCCAACCAACUCGAAGCACUUGGUCUCAAACUGAGAGAGGUUCCAGGAGAUGGAAACUGUUUGUUCCGAGCACUGGCGGAUCAGCUGGAGGGACACUCGCAAGGUCACUUGCGUCUACGUCAGGAGACUGUUCAGUAUAUGACAUCUCACCGGCAGGACUUUGAACCUUUCGUUGAGGAUGAUGUGCCAUUCGCUAAGCACGUGUCCGAGCUUGCAAAGCCAGGUACCUUUGCAGGCAACGAUGCAAUAGUGGCCUUUGCUCGCAGUCAGCAGGUGAAAGUGGUCAUCCAUCAGCUGAAUGCUCCAUUGUGGGAGAUAAACGGAUCAGAAAAGCCAUUAUGUCAGGAGCUUCAUAUCGCGUACCUUUACGGUGACCAUUAUGACAGUGUCCGGCAUAUUGGAGACAACUCCGAAAGCCCCACCCGUCUGCGUAUAGCGAAUCUAAAUAAUUCAAGACGGUUCAGUGAUGGUGAGAAGGACAAGCAGAAAUCUCCCUCCUCCUGCCACUCUCCCUCUGAUGAUGAUUACGAUGUUAUCCUUAAUUCCCUGAAGAAUACUUGCCUAAACAGUCGAAAGGUAAAUCUGUGCCAAUCAAGUGCCACCUCACAGAAGUGCCAUGCAGAAUGGCUUGAACCUGAGCAGAGGAAACCAUCGUCGUCCUGUGACUUUGGAACAGGGAAACACCUCAAGAAUAAGAGUGAACGUAGUGACCGUGUGUGUCCACCUGAGAGCAGUACCACACACAAAUCCAAGCUGCCAAAUAAACAGAGGAAAGAGCAACAGCGUUUAGAGAAGAAGAGGAGGCAGGAGGAAAGACACAGACAGAAGGUUCUUCAGAGCAGAGGUUCACAUGACCAGAAUCAGAAUGCGCCUGAACUGGUUACACUUGUGCCUGCUCUCAACACACUAAGCAUCUAAAAUAAAGUUUUUCUUGGACAAACAAUUCUAAAAGGUGGCACUUCUGCUUUGUAGUCAGUUAUCCAAGUAUGGCAAGACAUGGGUAAGUUCUACAUUGUGUAUAUGUGGAAGAUGUGAUCAAGUGCAUGGAAAUGUAUUCUGAUUUUAAACCCUGCCAUCUUAAUGACAAUAAGAGGAAAUUCUCUCUUUUUGGGGAAAAGCAUCAUGGGUAUGUGCUGUGGUUGCCUUAGCUAAACUUGUGGCGCUUUUUUUUUGUAAAUUCACUGUUAUUUUAGAACCAAAGAACAGUCUAAAUUGUAAUUGGGCAGUAUGGAAAUUAUUAUACAUUACGAUUGAUGGUGAAUUGAAAAAUUGUUCGUUCUUUUGACUUCUCCUGAUACAUGGGUGGUGGUUGUUGUUGUUGUUGUUGUUUGGUUUACUUUUUACGUUCACUUACAGAGGAUUUACCAUCUUUAUAUUUUGAAACAUGCUGUAACUAAAUAUGGGCAAGCAUUCAGUAUUUCAUGUGAGGGGAAAUAAUUCAUUGCACAUUCAUACCCUGAAGAAUUGUUGUGUAAUAUAGUCACAAAUGAGCGAGCAUCAGUUUUUUACAGAAGUGGAAAUUUUAUUUAUUUAAAGUCAACAAUAAAAUUUGGGGAGUCUUGUACAUCA
Messenger RNA from Neoarius graeffei (lesser salmon catfish), 1971 nucleotides. It is a transcript of the gene otud3, whose product is annotated as OTU deubiquitinase 3. The coding region runs from base 250 to 1320 and encodes 356 amino acids. The transcript has 8 exons. Gene Ontology annotation, molecular function: cysteine-type deubiquitinase activity. Gene Ontology annotation, biological process: protein deubiquitination. Lineage: Eukaryota; Metazoa; Chordata; Actinopteri; Siluriformes; Ariidae. The record is from RefSeq and is a predicted model, not a curated record.